Chara braunii is the source of this 5235-nucleotide messenger RNA. NCBI's taxonomy places the organism in Eukaryota, Viridiplantae, Streptophyta, Charophyceae, Charales, Characeae. The record is from the annotation of a GenBank genome assembly.
GCUGGAUCUCGAUCAUCUCGAGGAGGAAGCGGCGAUGCGCGCGGGCGGAUCCGGUCUGUGGGUCAAUCAACUGUAAGCGGCGAGGUUAGGGAGAGAGAGGGGAGAGGGGAAAGCGGCAAUGCGCGCAUGGGGCGGCGGAGGCCACCUGAGAAGUUUUCUUCUCGGACGCUGCGGUGACCUGCAUCGCUCUUCUGUGCCUUGCUGCCGUUUUGCUGUAACCCUACCCGUGAGACAAAUAUCCUCCCUGCUGCGAUUGUGUCCGCCUGCCGCUUUGUCGCAACGUAACGCUGCGCGCGGCACUGGAGCUUCACCCUCAGCCAUAGCUGCGCACACCCAGCGUUCGAUCUCCUGUCUUCAAGACGUGUCCUCUCACACCCUACGUUGCGCUGACAGGAGCACUUCCUUUACAACAAUGGCAGCCAAGCACCUGUGGUUCGAAGAGGAGGUCGAAGAGAACUUCAGGAUCGCAUUCAAUGUCAACAGAGUGAUUCAUUCAGGGAUAAGCAAAUUCCAGCGCAUGGAUUUGUUAGAUACUCCACUAUUUGGCAAGGUGUUGGUUCUUGAUGGCAAAGUCCAGAGUGCCGAAGUGGAUGAAUUUGUGUACCAUGAAUCCCUUGUGCAUCCAGCCUUGCUUUAUCACCCAUGCCCCAAGCGAGUAUUCAUCAUGGGUGGUGGAGAAGGCUCAACAGCCCGAGAGGUACUCAAACAUAAGAGUGUGACAAAGGUGCUCAUGUGUGACAUUGACAAGGCCGCCGCCAUCCUCAAAGAGAAGAGAGAGAAGAAGGAGGCCAAGAAGAAGGCCUUGAUAGAAGAACAGGCGGCGAAGUUGAAGAGGAUUGAGGAGGAGAUGGCCAGAGAGAAGGAGAGAUUAAAGAAAGAAGAAGAAAAAAAACUCAAGGCGGUGGAAGAGGUAGAAGAAGAGCCACUGGAGAGGAGAAGAAGAGAACAAAGAGGGGAAUCCAGUGGGACCAAAGAUGACCAGUUAGAGAAAAAGAUCACAGAGUGGGUGGCGAAUUUAUCUCUGGGAGAAGAAGAAGAAGCGUUAAUGUAUGUAUCCAGGGAAGAGCAGGAGGCGGCCGUGAAGGAGUGGGAGGCGGAAGAAGAUCCACUCAAGCGUCAGGCCAUGGAGGAUGAGACGAGGAUGGAGUGGAAGCUACGGCUCAUGAGGGAGAGAAAAAGGAGAAUGGAAGCGGUGAGCCAGGUGGCAAAGGAGUUGGAGGAAGUAAAAAAGCAGAAAGACCAGAUGGCGGUACAGGUGGACCUCCUGGGUAAAAUGGAAAUCAUGGCGAGGAAUAUCGAACGCCUGACAGCGGCUCAGGAAGAGCAAUAUCAGUUUAUUAGUCAGGACAUUGCCCUGCGUUCGAUACGAUUGGGAUUCAGGGAAUUUGCGCGCGAGUUAGUGGUGCAGGUGGGAUCAGAAGUGAAAGCCCGCCUAGACAGCACAAAGCGCUAUUGCACGGGUGCCAUAGAGGGCGCCAAACUGGCCGCUCCCAAGGAGGAGGAAGUACGCCCUCGUAGGGAGCCUGUCAAAGUCAAAUUCCCCGAUUCCUAUAGUGGGAAGAAGGAAGAAAACUUUGACAAUUGGGAAGCCAAUAUUAAGACCUAUGUGCAUCUGCAAAAGGUCUCCCCAGAUGAGCAUGUGCUAGUCGCGAUUCACGCGCUAAAGGAGGAAGCUGCCAAUUUUGCCCGUUCCCUCGUUCGCGCUGCAAAUUGCAACGAGGAUGUAGUCGCCUACUCUGCGUUCACCCCCCUCGCUGAUUUCCUUAAGUUAUUGCGCGAACGAUUCGCAGAUGUUUCACGCAGUGUUAAAGCCUCAGAUAGGUUGCAGACUAUCCACUCUCGCCAGUGGAAGAGUGCCAGGGCACUCAAGGGGGUAAUGGACGAGUUAGUGGUUGUUCCUGACCAUGGGGUCACGGAAACCCAACUGGUCAAUCUCUUCUACCGGCCUAUGCCCGAAUCGUUACGCGGGCUUUUAUUUGAGAAGAGCCAGCAACCUACCAUGACCUAUGACGCAUUGAGCAGGGAAGUGGUAGCUUUUGAAGCACGGUCCAUGUCAGUCUCCACUUUCUGGCACAAGGACCUUGACAAAGGGAAGAAGUGGAAGGGUCACACUAUCCCUGGGCAGAUCAAGACCAAGGACCGUCUUCUCCUUACGUUAGAUGAAGGUAGUGUGGAGGAAGUCCCCUACGAUCAGAUAGAGUGGGGGCUAGAGGAGGAGGAGGGCAUGAGCGCUAGUCAGGGGAGGACUUACGCUGUUGUCGCGACCGAAGGGAGGCCACAAGGAAGAGGAGGAGGCCAGGGCCAAGGGGGCCGGGCCUCAGGUGGCCGUUUCCAGGGCGAUCAGGGGGUUGGCGGUAGAGGAGGAAACCGCCAAGCGGGAGGAAGGGGUCAAGGUCCCCAGCAACACCGUUCAGGUAACCGUUCAACUAAUAGGGGUGUAAACAAUACCCUGGCACAUUGCUGUCUCAGUGCUCCUGCGUUCGCACGAUUAGUGAAAAAGGAGAACUUAGAGGAACAGGUCUUCGUAGUUUACAUUAGACCUGUCACUGAGCCUAAGGAGGAGAAGCCCAUUGACCCAGCUAUUGCCAAGCUGCUGGACGAGUUCAAGGAUUUAGCUGAGACACCAACAGGAGUAGUACCGCGGCCAAUCCAGCAUCGUAUCGAGAUAGAGCCUGGCAGUAGGACUCCCAAAGGAGCGGUGUAUAGGAUGUCCCCACGGGAGUUCGAGGACCUACGCAAGCAGUUAGACGAGCUCCUAGAGAAGGGUGGGAUUAGGCCCAGUUCAUCUCCAUUUGGAGCACCUGUUCUAUUUGUCCCCAAAAAGGAGGGAGAGCUCAGAAUUUGUAUCGACUAUAGGGGUCUUAAUGCUAUCACAGUGAAGAAUGCAGAGCCGCUGCCCCGUAUAGAUGAUCUUUUAGACCGGGUGCAGGGAUGCAAGUAUUUUUCAAAGAUAGAUUUGAAGUCCGGAUAUCAUCAGAUAGAGGUCCAUCCUGAUGAUUCGUAUAAGACUGCAUUUCGGACUAGGUAUGGGCACUACGAGUUUAUAGUUAUGCCCUUUGGACUAACCAACGCGCCAGCGACCUUUCAACAUUGUAUGAAUGACCUAUUUAGGUCGUGGUUAGAUAGAUUUGUAGUAGUGUACUUAGAUGAUAUUUUGGUAUUCAGCAAGACCCUCCAAGAGCAUCAAGGUCAUUUGAGGCAGGUCUCGGAGAAGCUGAGAGAAGCCAACUUCAAGAUCAACCCGAAGAAGUGCGAAUGGGCAAAGACCCAAGUUUUGUACUUGAGCCACAUCUUAGACGGAGACCGCAUUAAGCCAGAGGAUAGCAAAAUCGCAGCGAUUAGGGAUUGGCCUACGCCCCGCACGCUGACAGAGUUGCGAUCGGUCUUAGGCCUAGCGAAUCACUACAGGAAGUUUGUGAGAAACUUCUCUACCAUCGCUGCACCCCUUCGCAGAUUGCUAAAGAAAGAAACAAUCUGGAAGUGGAAUAAGGAUUGCACGUCUGCCAUGAAGAAAUUGAAGCAGGCGUUGAUAGAGUAUCCAGUCCUUAAGGUCGCCGAUUCGUCCUUACCUUUCGUUGUUACCACUGACGUGAGCCAGUAUGGCAUAGGUGUUGUACUACAGCAAGACGAUGGCAGUGGGUAUAGACCCGUGGUGGUUGACUUUUGUAAGAAUCAUCUAAGCAUGAAUACUGAGACAUUUUCAAAUCCCCGCCUUGAGGUGAUUAUCAAUGAUGCAAGGAACGAGCUUGAGAAAGAACAAGAAGGAUAUGACGUUAUUAUAGGAGACCUUGCAGACCCUGUUGCAGGUGGCCCCUGUUAUCAGUUAUACACUAAGGCUUUUUAUGAGAAUGUGGUUAAGAGGAGACUGAAGCCUGGAGGAAUAUUUGUCACUCAGUGCCACGUCAGCAGUGCCACAUCAGCAGUGCCAUGUAAUCAGCAGUGCCACGUCAGCAACAUGACAGGCCUGCCAGGCCAAUUGGCCAAUGAGACCAUUGCCGCCUACAAGCCGCGUUGCCUGGCUCAGAUAGAGGCUGGGGAACAACGCCUGCUGGCAGUCGAGGCUGCCCGCGUACAGGCUGAAGAGGCAGCAGCAGCAGAGAAGUUGCGGCUACAGGCCGAUGCAGACGCAGAUUCCCAGGCUCGGCGCAAGGAAGCCCAGGAUCUGCUACAGCGGCAUGAAGCCACAAGCAUCGACAGACUCAAGUUCUGGCAUUUUGAACCGAACGGCGACGAGGCAACACUGGAAGAGCAGCAUAAGGAGUUCCUCUCCAAACUCGUGACAYGGUUSYUGUAUGCUUGCAACUACCAACGGUCAGAGUUKGAGAGACARUACCAGGACCUGACGCAACAGCAUCAGGAGUUGGCAACGCUCCGCCGCACAGUGCAGAGCCACGAGGAUGCAACUCGGGCACUCAAUGCCCGAUUGCUGGACCUGGAACAGGCUGUACAAGGACCAACUGCUGGGGCUUCCAGCAGUGCACCCUCUAGCCGCCAACUGGAGGAACGCGUUGACCACAUCCUGGCAAUGCUCGGCGACAAUAACACCUUCGCUGUGCCGUCCACCAUCAGCACUCAGCUGCAUACCUUGAAGACCGAGGUCCAACAGCUGCAGUCGACGAACGCAGAUGGCAAUCAGAAGAUGCCAACUUUCCAACUGGAAAAGUUCGACGACUACACGAUUCUGGCUGUCGCUAAGCACAAGUAUAUCGGCGCCCUGUUCCUGAACUCAAAGGGCGGAUGCCAGACCUGGUUGACCCACCUGGCAACCUCCCACGACGUCGACGUACCGGACCUCAAGGACAAGAUCACAUGGGAAGAACUGACACGGCUGUGGAAGAAGCAGUUCAUCGUCGACGACCCGUCGACACUUGCCAUCAACCGUUUGUUCACCAUGUCACAGGGCAACACUGCAACAUGGGAUUGGCUCACAGAGUGGCAGAAGAUUGCGGCAGUGCCCAAUCUGGACCUGCCUUUCACUCAUCUCAGGCGUGAGUUCUACAACAAGUCCUGUGCUGCAUUCAGCCAGGCUCUUGGUGAUCGCGAGCAGUACGCCACCUUCGCCGAGAUUAUCGACAAGGCGCGAGAGAUCAUCAAGACCAACAGGUCUAAUGGCAAUUUGAUGGUAUCCGGACUUCAGAUCUAUCUGGGUGAAGUACCGGCAUCCCUGCACUCUAUCCAAGAGGUCGUCGAUGCGGUGUAGGGGCUCCGCGUUCUUAACAGUGAUGGCAUUGAGAC